AUGGGGGAAGCGGGAGGGAAGCGACAAGGGGAGAGGUUCACAGGGGAAGAAGGACGGGAGGAGCAAGGGGGAAGUUGCACAGGGGAAGCAGGUUUCAGGGUCAGGGACAAAAAAGCUUUCAUGGAGGCGGGGGGACAAGUGGGCGGUGUGAAGCGCAUGAAGGGGGGGGCGUAUGGGGCAGAGAGGGCGGAGUUGGAGGCUCAUGUGGCGGGCUUGGCUUGUCUUGUACAUCCCAACGUGCUGGGGCUUGUGGCCUGCCUGCAGGCAGCACUGCAGCCAGGCGCCACGCCGUUGUCGUUGCAGCAGCGGGUGGACAUAACAGUGGGGGUGCUACUGGCGCUCAAGGCAGUGCAGAGCCACGGGCAGGUGCAUGGCGACCUCAAGCCCUCCAACGUGCUGCUCAGCCCUGCCUUUGAGGCGCGAGUGGUUGACUGGAGUGUGGUGUGCAUGGGGCAGCGCGUGCAUGUGGACAUGGGCAGCAAUGGCUUGGACGGGCAGCGGAAAGGCUCUGGCAAGAAAGGCUUGGCAAGGAUAGUGUCCCUGCCAAGUGGAGACAGAGGCACGAGCAGCAGCAGUGGCAGGAGGGGUGGUAAGAGUGGGUAUUCAUGGGGGUCCGGUAGGAGUGGCAGCAGCAUCAGCAGCACUGACGGAGGCGAGCAGAAGGUGUAUUUGCUGCGGUGCACGGAGGGGCAUAUGGACCCGGCUGUGGUGCAAACCGGCAUUGCCACUCCCACCAGUGACAUGUACAGUGUGGGAGUGCUGCUGCUACAGCUGCUCACAGGGUGGGCGGGUCCCUUCAGGGAUGUGGAUGGCCAGCGCACCCACAUCUAUGACUGGGCCCGGCAGCACGCAGACUCGGACGACAUCUCUCCUCUCCUCGACCCUCUGCUGCCACACCCCCUGCCCCCUCCCGCUACCCUCCUCCCCCUCUUCCGCCUCGCCCUCGCCUGCUCGUCCCCCUCGCUGUCCGCCCGCCCCACCCCCGUAUACGCCCUCGAUGUUGUUCGGACCUUCCGCACCUCCCUGCUGGAGGAGUUGCUGUCUGGAAGGGGAGUUGGGGGAGAAACUGGGGAAAAGGGAAAGGUGGAGGGGGGAGAAAAGGGUGGAAAGGGAGAGGGGGAAGGGGGAGGAAGGAGGGAUGAUGGGGGGGAGAAUGAAGGGGAGGGGAGGGGGAAGAGUGGGGAGGAAUGGAGUGGGGUGUCCAUUGGGGAAAGCCCUGAGGUAGCGGUGGAACAGAGUGAUGACUACACAAGGCUGCCAUUAGUGGGAGCAGCAGAGGAUAAUGGGGAGUCUAUGGUUUAG
Messenger RNA from Closterium sp. Yama58-4, 1302 nucleotides. The record is from the annotation of a GenBank genome assembly. Lineage: Eukaryota; Viridiplantae; Streptophyta; Zygnematophyceae; Desmidiales; Closteriaceae.